Messenger RNA from Gigantopelta aegis, 3332 nucleotides. Its product is annotated as protein disulfide-isomerase-like. Gene Ontology annotation, cellular component: endoplasmic reticulum. Gene Ontology annotation, molecular function: protein disulfide isomerase activity. Gene Ontology annotation, biological process: protein folding; response to endoplasmic reticulum stress. The coding region runs from base 103 to 1617 and encodes 504 amino acids. The transcript is spliced from 11 exons. The record is from RefSeq and is a predicted model, not a curated record. NCBI's taxonomy places the organism in Eukaryota, Metazoa, Mollusca, Gastropoda, Neomphalida, Peltospiridae.
UCAGCCCGGAACUGGCCGAUGCCACGUUGAAAAGGCCUUUUUAUUUGAUCGUGGAUCGGUGUGGACAAGAACGUAGAUCUCUCUCACAAGUUGCAGUUCAGGAUGAAAGCUCUGCUUGUUUUAUGCCUCUGGACUCUGUCCCUUUGCCAUGCUGACGAAAUUAAAGAAGAAGAAGGAGUACUUGUCUUAACCGAAUCAAACUUUGAAAGUGCAACGACAGACAACAAAUUUAUACUUGUUGAAUUUUAUGCGCCAUGGUGUGGACACUGCAAAGCAUUAGCUCCUGAGUACGCCAAGGCUGCAAAGACGUUGAAAGAUGAAGGAUCCGACAUCAAACUGGGAAAGGUUGAUGCGACCAUCGAGUCUAAAUUGGCCGAGAAAUAUGGUGUCCGUGGAUAUCCCACACUCAAGUUUUUCCGAGAAGGCAAGGCUGUGGAAUUCCAAGGAGGACGACAGGCAUCGGACAUCAUCAACUGGCUGAAGAAGAAAACCGGACCUCCAGCCAAGACCUUGGAGUCUGUUGAUGAUGCUAAGAAAUUUGCAGAGUCUGAUGAAGUUGUGGUUGUUGGAUUCUUCAAGGAUCUGGAGUCCGAUGCUGCCAAGGUGUUCACGGGCGUGGCCAGUGAGAUCGACGACAUUCCGUUCGCAAUCACCAAGCACGACUCAGUCUUUGACGAGUAUAAGGUCGACAGAGAUGCUAUUGUUUUACUCAAGAAGUUUGACGAGGGACGAAACAACUUCGAAGGCGAUAUCAAGGCUGAAGCAGUGAAAACUUUCAUCAGUGGAAACAGAUUGCCUCUCGUUGUUGAGUUCACACAAGAGUCUGCUCAGAAGAUUUUCGGCGGUGACCUGAAGAACCACAUCCUGCUGUUCAUGGAGAAGUCUGACAGCAAAUACGACGACACCAUCAAGGACUACAAGGAGGCCGCCGCAGACUUCAAGGGCAAAGUGUUGUUCAUUAGCAUCGACACUGCUGAUGAAGACAACGCCAGGAUUUUGGAAUUCUUUGGACUGAAGAAAGAAGAAACCCCGGCUGUCCGUCUGAUUUCCCUGGCCGAGGAUAUGACCAAGUUCAAACCACCCACCGACAAACUGGAUGUGGCCAGCGUCAAGUCAUUCGUUGAAGAUUUCGUCGAGGGCAAGUUGAAGCCUCAUCUGAUGUCCGAAGAUAUUCCAGAGGACUGGGAUUCCAAAUCAGUUAAAAUUCUAGUCGGCAAGAACUUUGUAGAAGUUGCCAAAAAUAAGGAUAAGAAUGUUUUAGUUGAAUUUUACGCCCCCUGGUGUGGACACUGUAAGCAGCUGGCCCCGAUAUGGGACGAGCUCGGAGACAAGUACAAGGACAGCAAGGACACCGUCAUCGCCAAGAUGGACUCCACGGCCAACGAGGUGGAAGGGGUCAAAGUACAGAGCUUCCCCACAAUCAAGUAUUUCCCGGCCAACAGUGAUGAGGUGAUAGACUACAACGGUGAACGAACGCUGGCCGGGUUCACCAAGUUUUUGGAAAGUGGUGGCAAGGAAGGUGCCGGCCCAAGUGAGGAGGAGGUUGAAGAGGAGGAGGGUGAGGAAGAGGAGGAGGAGGGUGAGGGUGAUGACAAGCACGACCCCGGCGAGUUGUAAACCCUCAACCUCAGUCUCAACAUUGUCUUCUCGGUUGUCUUCUGCCAUAAUAUCUUUGUCUCUUCUACCAGUUAACAAGACAUGUACAUAGCUGACGCUCCACGUUGACCCGCGUACAGGCCUUCAUCGGGCAUUUCACUUCAAUUUUUUAAAUGUUGCACAUCUGUUAAUAGAUAAAUCGUUACGUGUUGGUUGAUUGCUUAGAUGUUAACAGUUUAAAAAGGUAGCUGUAAAUUUGUUAAAAACAGCUGAUAGAUAUAUUUAAUUUGAAGAAGUUAAUGAAAUGUUGGAUUAUUUAGUGUGUGAGAGCUGUGUGUGUGUGUGUGUGUGUGUGUGUGUUGGUGACAAUUUUAUCAAGUCUGGGAGUAGGUCUAGAAUAUUUCAGGCCUUGUUAGAAAGGGUUUUAUUUUUUAAAAACAUUUUAAUGUUACACUAGAAGUUACAUAUCGUCAUAUGAAACUUUUAUUACCGUUUAUAUUAUCAAAUAACAAUUGAUGAGAAGGAAUACUCGUAGAUGUGUACAAAUUAAUGAAGUUUGUAGUCCAGUUUUUGAAGUAUAAAAUGCUGUUAUAUUUGCUAAUGUUUUCUAAUAUUUUGUUUUAGAAUUUAGCAAGUAGAAUUGUAUUUUUGUAUAGAUGACAUGUUAUUUUGCAAAUUAUAUCUUUUUUGAUUGGUUUUGCAAUCCCAAAGGUUGUGUAUUUGUGUAUAUUAAAACUCUGGUAAUAUUUUUUAGAAUGUUUAUAUUGUUUUUGCAGCGUAUCAUCAUUGGAUACUACAGAUAAUUGACGUCUGUAUGUAGCAUUAGAGAAUUUCUUUUCACAGAUGACAAAUAAUUUGUUUAAUAAACUUCUGCACUUCCUAGAGUAGAAUAUUGGCAAAAAUGAUAAGUUUAGUUUCUUAUGCAUUCCUGAGAAAAUCCCUACCACCACUAGACUUGAUGAUGUAGUUAGUAAUAAAUUUGACACACUUUAUACUAGUCCUGUUUCUAGUUGUACAGCAAUGCAACAAUGAUUCAAGUUUUUUAAGUUAUUAAAUGACAUAUUUAGCGUCAUGAGAAGUCGACAUGCAUGGUCCAGUUACAAAACUAAUUUAAAACCCGUCAAUCUCGAUGAUCGAGGCAUAUUCUCGUAUGACGCCAUGUCUUGUUGACUGGUAUUCAUUUGUCCGUGGAGUGCAAGUGUUUGGGUAAUGAAUGUGUUGUGUGUCUCGUGUGUUUAGAAUACCAUUUUGCCAAUGUAAGUCAUUCCUAUUUAAGUACGUGGUGCUGCGGUUGUUGAUAACUUAUUCAGAUAUUCGGGCAACCUGUGGGAGAGAUCGGCCGCCAUUUUGUUUGUAAAAAUGAUUGUUUUAUUGCCUUGGAGCAGUUAGGUGACUUUUUGUUCUUUAGUAAUUCAUAACCUUGGUGUCUUGUUGGGUUUUACUUUUGACGCUUUGUUUUUUUAAUUAUUAAUGUUUGUUUGGGGGUUUUUUAAUUUGUGAGAUCUAUAUGUUUUUUUUUCCUCCUAUAUAAUUUUGAAACGGGCAGGAACUGAUUUGUUUUUAAUAAAGUCAAACUUUUGAAACACAUUUAAAUGGGCCAGUAAGUCAGUUUUGGUCAAUGGUUACUUCAAACUGUUUUGUUGGUAGUCUAACCACUUUCAGCAAAUUCAUCUUUGUUUUGUCAUCUUCAUGAGAUUUUGUAUCAGACAUUAUGAAAAUAAAUUGUAUAAAUUUGA